AUGACUACCACCGUUGAAAUUGCAUCGACUUUUAUCGAGGGAGCUCCUCCUGGUGAGCUCGCUGAUAUUGUCGUCGAUGUACAAAGCUUGACUGAAGGCGAGGAUAUUAUUCCCUUGCUCGCCCCGGCAUUUGAAAGAUACAAUGAGAGCCAGCUCACCACGGUGAAAUUGCCUGGGUCCAGCCAGGAGGUGGGAAUUUACCCCGCUCCUCCACUUGAGAGUCAGACCUCCUUUGAAAUUGAUCAUACCACGCAGACUGCCUCUGCGGCACAAUCAUCUCCCUUGGAAUCUCAAAAUGCCGACCUGAUUAAAUCGUUGCUCAAGUCACUUGGCGUCCAUGCUAAGGAGCAUUACCCCAACUGCUCGUACAGCGUCUAUCCCAUCGAGGAUGACCUUGCCGUUGCAAUUGUCGUUGUUGCCAAUCGCUACUCUCCCAAGAAUUUCUGGAACGGUCGAUUCCGAGCAAUCUACCAAGUCCCCGUAUCAUCCUCCUCUUCUACCACCGUGACCGGCAAAUUGCACGUUGAUGUGCACUACUACGAAGACGGAAAUGUGGCACUUAACACUACCAAGCCGAUCAGCCUCUCGGUCCCCUCCGUUUCUGCCGAGUCGAUUAUUUCGCGCAUCGCGGCAGCCGAGCGUGACUACCAGGAGGAACUGAACCGGGCAUUCGUGAGCAUGUCAGAGGGCGCCUUCAAGGGACUUCGGAGACAGCUACCCAUCACCCGGCAGAAGGUCGAGUGGGAGAAGGUUGGCCAGGGACUUCGCGUAUUACCACAUCAUAAGUCCUAA
This is a messenger RNA of Penicillium taxi, 792 nucleotides long. RefSeq names its product F-actin-capping protein subunit alpha. Bases 1 to 792 code for a protein of 263 amino acids. The record is from RefSeq and is a predicted model, not a curated record. The transcript is spliced from 7 exons. NCBI's taxonomy places the organism in Eukaryota, Fungi, Ascomycota, Eurotiomycetes, Eurotiales, Aspergillaceae. Gene Ontology annotation, biological process: barbed-end actin filament capping; actin cytoskeleton organization. Gene Ontology annotation, cellular component: actin cortical patch; F-actin capping protein complex. Gene Ontology annotation, molecular function: actin filament binding.